CUCUCCCUCCUCCCAUGCCAACCUGCUGCCGCCUUUGUCAGCGCAGCCCGGCGCUAUGGCAUCCUGCUGGGGCUUCAGGCUCGGGCUCUUCCUCCUUCUCCUCCUCCUCCUGGCCGGGAAGCGGCUGCAGCAGCGGCAGAUCCAGCCGUGACGGCCGCGCUCCCCUCGCCAGAGGCAGGCGGAACCCGCAGAAGUGGAACGCAGUUUCCAGGCUAAACGGCAAAAUACGCUUAAGCCAUGGAGUCCAACCAGGAGUCCUCACUCUUCCUGGUGAAGAUAUUGGAGGAGCUGGACACGAAGCAGAAUACUGUUUCUUACCAGGAUCUCUGCAAGUCCCUGUGUGCAAGGUUUGAUUUAUCCCAGUUGGCCAAGCUCAGAAGUGUGCUGUUUUACACUGCUUGCCUGGAUCCUAAUUUCCCAGCGACUUUGUUCAAAGACAAAAUGAGAUGCACUGUAAACAAUCAGCAAUCAAAGAAAAUCAUGGUUGCAGCAGAUAUAGUAACAAUAUUCAACCUCAUACAAAUGAACGGGGGAGUGGCCAAGGAGAAGCUUCCAGUAGCAAGGCACAAAGUGAAGAAGAAGGAGUCCUUCGAGUCCUGCAGGUCUGACACAGAGAUCUGCAAUAUGGCAGACUGUGUGCCUGACUGUGUGCCCAACUGCGAGCUCAACGACCAGGACUUUAACCGGGGCUUUCCAGUCAGAAGGUCUUCGAAAUGCAGAAAGAUGGACUGCAAAGACUGCCAGCAGUUCGUCCCCUCAUCAGAACCCAACUUCUUGCUCGGUGUUAAUAAGGACAUGAAGGGCCGGGCUGCCUCUCUGGACAGGCUGCAGGCACUGGCAUCCUACUCCAUCGCCACGUCCCCACCAUGUGAGAUGCAGAGUACGUACUUCCCCAUGAACAUUGAAAAUGAAUCUAUUUCAGACCAGGAUUCCUUGCCUAUAGGUGCAGGCAUAAAAGAAACUUUCAUUUCAAAUGAUGAGCCUUUCGUGAUGCAGUCGUGUGUCCAGAAAAGAAAUAUAUUCAAAGAAGAUUUUCAUAAUCUGAUUACAAUAUCUCCCAACUUAAUACCAUCCAACAAAACACCAGAAGAUGGACACAGAGAGCCUCAGAACAGGAAAGAAAGCUCUAAGCAGACUUUCUUCAACCACAGCUUUGAAAUGCCAUACAGCAGCCAGUACUUGAAUCCAGUUUAUUCUCCUAUACCAGACAAAAGGCGAGUGAAGCAUGAAAGUUUAGAUGAUCUUCAAGCUUCAACAUAUUUUGGCCCAACUACUGUUCUUGGGCCCCAGGAAACCAAAAAGUGGAGUGGAAAGCCAACCAAGCAAAGUGCCUGGCCAGCUAAAAGCUGGAGUUUAAAUACUGAGGAGGUCCCUGACUUUGAACGCUCAUUUUUUAACAGGAAGCAGUCUGAAGAGAAACCACGAUACCAGAGUUCGAACAACCCAUCUCCAAACUUUCCUUCAGUUGACAGGCAUCAGUCCUACCUAAACACAAAGGAUCAGCAACCAAUUAUGCAGGCAAACUAUGCUGUGAAACCCAAUGGGCAUAAACCUAAGGAGAUUCCUUCCAUUCUAGAUGUGGAGAAACACGAGCCAGUCAAAAAGUUUAAGGAUAAAAGCAUUAACUGUACUUCUGUGCAGAUCUUAAGCAUUGACAGGACCAUGAGUGUUGGGACACAAACGGAGCAGCAGGUUCUGGACCACAAGAAGUGCAAGGAUUUGUGUGCAGCAGGCCAAGCCAAGUACGGUGAGCGGCACUCUCUGAAGCAGUCAGAUGAUGACUCCGAAAUCGUGAGCGAUGACAUCAGUGACAUUUUCCGGUUUUUGGAUGACAUGAGUAUCAGCGGGUCCACGGGAGUGAUGCAGUCCUCGUGCUACAAUAGCACUGGUUCCUUGUCUCAGGUGCAUAAAUCAGACUGUGAUAGCUCACCUGAGCACAAUUUGACUAAGAUCUCCAACGGGAGUGCCUGUAACAAAUUGGAUAAAGUGGUCAGGGCGGAUGUCAGUAACACAGAUGAUGAACUGAAAACGAGUGUCUGCAAAUUAGUCUUGAGGAUUGGCGAAAUAGAGAAGAAACUGGAAUCUCUCUCAGGUGUCCGAGAAGAAAUCUCUCAAGUCCUGGGGAAAUUAAGCAAGCUGGAUCAAAAAAUCCAGCAGCCAGAGAAGGUCAGUGUACAAAUAGAUCUCAACUCUUUGACAAGCGAUGCCGCAUCAGAUGAGAGCAACUCCCCGCAGAUAUUUCAGUGCCACAACACUCCUCAUGGAGGCAAGCUGGAGAAUAAUCCAGAAUGGUGCUGUUCGGAUGCCAGUGGAAGUAACAGCGAGAGUCUUCGAGUAAAAGCCUUAAAAAAAAGUUUGUUUACUAGGAGAUCAUCAAGAUCAUUAACAGAAGAAAACAGUGCAACCGAAUCCAAAAUAGCAAGUAUUUCAAACUCUCCCCGAGACUGGAGAGCUAUUACUUACACCAACCAAGUUGGCAUUACAGAGGAGGAGAUGAAAGAGAGAGAUGGAGGAGAAAAUAAGGACUGGCACAGGAAAUCUAAAGAGGCAGACAGGCAAUAUGAAAUCCCACAGCCACAUAGACUCUCUAAACAGCCAAAAGAUGCUUUCUUGAUUGAACAAGUCUUUAGUCCUCAUCCCUACCCUGCAUCACUCAAGUCACAUAUGAAAAGCAACCCACUCUACACAGACAUGAGGUUGACAGAGCUGGCUGAAGUGAAACGUGCCCAGCCAUCAUGGACCAUAGAGGAAUACACGAGGAAUUCCGGGGAUAAAGGCAAGAUCGCAGCCUUGGAUCUACAAACUCAAGAAUCUUUAAACCCAAACAACUUAGAGUACUGGAUGGAAGACAUUUAUACUCCUGGCUAUGAUUCCUUGUUGAAACGGAAAGAAGCCGAGUUCAGGAGAGCAAAGGUUUGCAAGAUCGCUGCCCUGAUCGCAGCGGCCGCCUGUACGGUUAUCCUGGUCAUUGUGGUUCCCAUUUGUACAAUGAAAUCCUGAACCUGGCCACAGACCUGUGACUCCCAGCCACGUGUGUCUCGGAUAGCUCACGCUGUGUGUCAAAUGUCUGCUGGCAAAACUGUAAGGAAUUCGCUGAGGAGCCAUGUUCUGAGCAUAUCCUGGUGGAGAAUGCUGUAAAUGAAGGCAGAACGCAGAACAGCUAGAGAAACAUUUUUGGAAAAGUCCUAUUUUAAAUAACAGACUUUGUGGUGAAGUUAAUGGGAACUCGGUUCAAUUUUUAUGCAUUUUUAAGAGUGCAAUAUUUUUUUUUUCCUAAAGAAAUGAUAUAAUGUUUUACAGAAUCAGAGACUGAUGAGAAUCCAGGCAAAAGAGGAAGGUUGUCUGAGCUAUGUUGCAUUUAAAUGAAGUGUGGGUACAUGGAGGUAGCACUGUAUAGAAGGGAAUGUUCUAUAUGCAUUACAUCGGGGAGGUAGGGAAGUCUUAAAAGCUCUCUACAAUGUAGAAAACUCUGAAUGUAUUGUAUUUAUUUUAUAGUAUUUAUGUAUUUCAUGAUCAUUUGUUUGAAAGCAGACUGUGUAGCUGUGAACAGAGUUCAUUCCUAUGUUCAGAUUUAAAAGGGCUCUUUGUAUUUGGUCUUGCCCUGAGACCCACUCUAUCAUCACUGAGUACUUAGAUCUAAGUGCAAUGUGCUGCAGACCAAAAAGAUUAUGUUUUAAAGCAAUCACAAGAGGUUUUAGUUACUUCUGUUAAAUAGCAUUUGCAUAGAGCUGGCAAACUUGCCUUGCCAAAAGGGUAUUCCUUACCUCUGCAGACAGUGAAGUUGUCUCAAUUUCACUCCUGCCAGCAAGCAAAGCUGGCAAAUCAAAGCAACGCUCUGUUAAAGUUCUUGGAAAUGUAAUCUGAACAGUUACAAUUUUUUUUUUUUCCCCACAAAGUCUUUGUGCCUUUUUUUAGACUGUAGGUUAAAUAGAACUGUGUAAUUUUUUGCUAUUUUAAGCCCAUAACAUAAAUCACAGCAUAAUGGGUACUAAUGGAGCUUCUUUUCCCACAAGCCUUCUAUACAGUUCCGAGUGCUCCUCAAGCAGCAGGGCUGGUGGUUACUGAGCACUUAUAUUAAGGGCACAAUUUCUCAGCACUGGUAGAAACUUGCUGCAGAUGCAAUGCAUCCAGCACAGGGAGAUCUUUUGCUUCCCUCUUGCUAAUGUACUUAAGAAUGAUGGUUGAAUCUACUGGGCAGCAAGCAGUCUGUAUCCCAUUGGAAAUGUCCAUUUGAUGCUUUAUCCCAAAUGCAAAUAGCAGGUUCGAUGGAAUUCUCAAGCUAGGACAGAAAUUGCCUGUCAUGGUUAGUGAAAGCAAAAACCCAGACAGUAUUACUCUUCUGUCAAGUUUAGAAAAAAAGACAAAAAAAGUAUUUUCAGGAAAUAAUGUGGUCUUGCUGGUCCUCUAAGGGAAAGAAGAUUCUUUUAGUGAACGCUCUUUAUGUAAGGUAAUUUGGUUUCUUCAGAAGCAGCCUCCCUACACAAUGACACAACAGCUAAGAAAGGACUGGAUGCUCCUUCCUCUGGCUCGCUGGGAUGUGCUGCACUCGCUGUUUGUUUCUGGCUGGUUUAAAAAAAAGUAUUGAGGGAAGGGUGUGUGGGAGGCGAAGGCUUUGUUGUGACUUUAGAUGUGUGUCAGUUCUUUCCUGCAGUUGGAGAGCUGUUUGUGUGCUGCUCACGUGCUGUGCUUUAUUUAGGGAUAGGUGAUCCCUGGGACUGUUGAUCUGUCAGAAAAAUAAGUGUAAGCACAGGGUUGGAUGUCCCAUCAGCAAAGAGAGAACAAGAAUAGGCCCACAGACAAAAUCUGUGCCUGCCUGGCCUGAAUCCUGACCCAAAUUCUGUGGCUUUGGCCCAUUCUUUAUACUAAGAUAAUUUCUCUUUCCUCCCAGAUGCUGCAGGAUGGAGUCACAGCAGGGAGGGAGCAAUUCACACUGUCUAUUUUAGGCUGCCUUUGAUUAUGGUGUGAUUCAGAGCACCUGAGUACAGGAUCCAUCCGUAGUAAAUAUAGACAGGUAGAGAAAACCUCUGGGGACAACUCAGAGCUGCCAGCAAGAUAUCUAAUAUUAGACAUGUGAAAAACACUCUGGAGGACACUGCUCUGCAGUUUACCUCCUGCCCAAUUUAGAUUGAUUGUAUAUGUAGAAAAACCUAUUCCUAUUUCAGGUAAUGUCAGAAAGCCCUCUGACACCCCUCCUUGGCUGGUGACAGCAGCACGGGCUGCUGUUGGAGGGAGCAGUGUGGGGGCACAGUGUCAAUCCCCCAUCUGCCCACACCAAGCAGCAACAAGACCCUUGGAGGGGCAGGAUGAGUGGGGACAGACCCCCUGCCUUCACCAACCCCUCUUGCACUACCGUGAAUGGUCUGGCCCUGCUGCCCCCAGCCCCAAAUCAGCACUUUCUCCAGGGCAUUUCAGUAAUCUGAUUUUAGAAAAUAUCGUUUCUCCCUUAGGGGAGAUAGGAGAAGGGUGGGGAGGUGCUACUGAUCACAGGGUUUGUCUGUGCAACUCAUCCAGCUAGCGCCAGAUGAGUCUUUGCAUUAGAGAUGCCCAGAAUCCUGGGAAGGCUUUUGCAGGUUAUGGAGCUGUGGGUGACAUGAAGCUGGCCCAACCCAAGCACUCAGCAUCCCAAACAUCCAUGCUGCUCCUAAUUUAUUGAGGUGCUUUUGCCCAACCUUACUUUGCACAAGCAGCCAGUGGCACCCACUCCAUUGGUCAGUGGUUUCCUUGCACAACAGACUGUGGUUUGUCAUGAAUUCCCUCCUGGGGUUCGAUUUGGCUCCUGCAGUCUCUGGAAGCAUUUCCGUGGUGCCAGGAGCCUGAGGGGAACUUGGAGAGCAGAGCCUGACUCCCUGCUCCACAAACACCUCUGUGAGCUGCUGCCUUGCUGUCUCCUCCCCUCCCUGGCUGCCUCUGGCAGCUCCUUGGCACCACUGGGAUGUGCAUCCCAAGCCAUUCCCAGUGGGAUUUGCAUCUGGCACAGAGCCCUUCUUAAAAUAGGCAAGGAGAUGGAGUGAUGGGAUGCUUCUGAUGGAGGAGAGCAGCCAGGGAAGGAGGAAGCCUGCACAGAGUGUACACACUAGGUGAAAUCCUGACGUAUUAACCUGCAAGAAUAUUGUGAUCCACCUUGUGAACCAGUUACCAACUAGAAUACACUGUAUACUAUAUGAUAGACUUUUGUAUAAAAAAAAAAAGAGAAACUAAAGCUAUAGGUACAUUGUAAUCCUUGGUGUGAUUGAAAAAGUGUCCUAGAUUGUAUUACUUAAUUAAAAUUAUGAUGAGCAUAUUGAACUGUUUUUCGUAUUUAUGCCUUAUAAACUUGAUAUAUUACACACGAUAAAAUGAAACUGCAAGAACUAUAAGAAAAGAUACUCCAUUUUGGGGGCAAAUCCCAUUUGCUUUUCCUAAAAAAAGAGUGCUGCUUUAAAUGAGCUUAAUAAAUCAUAUGUGCAGAAGAGCAAGAGUAGGAUAUGUCCCCAAAUGACUUUUUAGGAUUUUUUUUUUUUUAAUGGGGCUUUGGUUAAUGUACUAUGUAAUAAUUUUAUUUUAUAAUGUUACUGUACAAUGUUGCCUUUUGGUUCAUUUAAAUAUAACACCAAAUAAACUUGAAAUUACAGUG
This is a messenger RNA of Corvus hawaiiensis (hawaiian crow), 6613 nucleotides long. RefSeq names its product membrane integral NOTCH2 associated receptor 1 (gene MINAR1). The transcript is spliced from 4 exons. The record is from RefSeq and is a predicted model, not a curated record. Bases 238 to 3000 code for a protein of 920 amino acids. Gene Ontology annotation, biological process: negative regulation of cell population proliferation; negative regulation of TOR signaling. Gene Ontology annotation, cellular component: plasma membrane. NCBI's taxonomy places the organism in Eukaryota, Metazoa, Chordata, Aves, Passeriformes, Corvidae.